AUGGACACAUGUAUUGAUAUUAAUUUGCCUACCAUUUGGCGAUUGAAGCAUAAUCAUGAUUUUUAUUGUUGGUUGUUGAUUUGUGCACAGAAAUAUGUCAGUGAAUUAUCGACUGUUCGAGAUUGCGCCACUGAAUGCGUUGAGAAAGAAAUCUGGGAGACACAAACCUACUGCUGCAACAUAGACGGCUGCAAUGGGUCCAACAAAAUGCAGAUCUCCAAACCAUUGUUCUUAUUACCGUUAAUAUAUUGCAUCUACAAAUCGCUGGUAGUCGCCUUCAAUGAGCGGCACUAAGUUACCGAGCAGGCGGUGAAAGUAGCAAAGUUCUUGUAAUUAAUUACUUAUAAUGGGAAUAUAAUAAAGCGUAAAAUAAAUGUGUGGACUAAGGUUUAUAAAUAUUUGAAAAAGUAACUAUUUUUUACCUAAACAAAUUUCGCUACUUGUUUGAAGCUUUUUUAAGGCAAACGAAAUUCGAUUUUUUUUAGUGAUUAAACCAGUUAGUGAAUAUUUGAAAUUCUCAGUUCCAAUAAUUUCUUGUAAGAUUCUCCUAGUUUGUAGAGAUAUUUCACGGUUUUGAAGGCUUGUGUUUGUUUCAAUUUUAGCAAAAAACAAAGGGGAGAAAAAUCAGCACACUCGAGUCAAACUUUCCAAUAUUGGCCAUUCAAAUUCAUACUUUUAAUAGUCUUCCCAAAUGUUUUAGUCGAAAAUAUUGACAAGCGAAAAUGUUUAUACAAGCAGAUAACAAACCACAAAAACAAUUUAAUAUAAAUAAAUACAAGUGAAAUAAAUUAUCUAAAUCCGAAUGUUGAAAAUCUUACGAUUUAAGUAACCAAGAAGCAUAUUAGAACAAAUUCUAAAUAUAAUAAUGCAAAAAAUUAUAUACAUACAUACAUAUAUAGUUACAUUAAUAUGUAAAGCAUUUUCAGCUCAGAAAUUGACAACACCUUCGUACUAAAAAUUAUAAAAAAAAAUAAAAAAAUUCUGAAAUAAGAGCAAACAAGUAAAACAUACAUACUUACAAUAAAAGUAGAUAUUUUCUGUUGGAAACAAGUAAUUAGCAAAGAACAGUUAUUUAAAGCUGCUCUUGUAAUAUAUAAACUUAACUACAAAACAAAAAAAAAAAAAAUAGAGAAAAAAUUGUAAAUAUGAUUU
Anastrepha obliqua is the source of this 1152-nucleotide messenger RNA. RefSeq lists its product as uncharacterized. Bases 1 to 294 code for a protein of 97 amino acids. Lineage: Eukaryota; Metazoa; Arthropoda; Insecta; Diptera; Tephritidae. The record is from RefSeq and is a predicted model, not a curated record. The transcript has 3 exons.